Messenger RNA from Rattus norvegicus (Norway rat), 3390 nucleotides. It is a transcript of the gene Sack1b, whose product is annotated as scaffolding CK1 anchoring protein B. The transcript has 5 exons. Gene Ontology annotation, molecular function: protein kinase binding; epidermal growth factor receptor binding; phosphatidylinositol 3-kinase regulatory subunit binding. NCBI's taxonomy places the organism in Eukaryota, Metazoa, Chordata, Mammalia, Rodentia, Muridae. The record is from RefSeq and is marked provisional. Gene Ontology annotation, cellular component: cytoplasm; membrane. The coding region runs from base 116 to 3142 and encodes 1008 amino acids. Gene Ontology annotation, biological process: positive regulation of epidermal growth factor receptor signaling pathway; cell population proliferation.
CGGCUUCCUGGGCGCCACCUUCGCAGCGGCGGCGGCGGCAGCGGAGGCAGUAGCUGCGGGUACCACUUGCCUCUGCACAGAUGAACAUUUGAAAGCGCCCCCAACACCAGCAAGCAUGGAGACUUCAUCAAUGCUUUCCUCACUAAAUGAUGAGUGCAGGUCUGACAACUAUGUCGAGCCGCACUACAAGGAGUGGUACCGUGUGGCAGUUGAUACUCUAAUUGAACAUGGGCUAGAAGCCUACCAAGAGUUCCUUGUCAAGGAGCGAGUCUCAGACUUCCUGGCUGAGGAAGAAAUUAAUUAUAUUUUGAAAAAUGUCCAGAAGAUUGCACAAAAUACAGAACAUGGCUCUGAUAGUUCCUGUGAUGACGGCUCGUCUUCAGGGACUUACUGGCCCAUGCAGUCGGACGUGGAGGCUCCAAAUCUUGAUUUGGGAUGGCCGUGUGUGAUGCCCGGACUCUUAGGGAGCACCCAUAUAGACCUCCUCUUUCAUCCACCCCGGGCACAUCUACUUACAAUAAAGGAAACUGUUCGGAAGAUGAUCAAAGACGCAAGAAAGGUGGUUGCUAUAGUGAUGGAUGUUUUUACUGAUGUGGAUAUUUUCAAAGAAAUAGUAGAGGCAUCCACUCGAGGAAUAUCCGUAUACAUUUUACUUGAUGAGUCCAAUUUUAAUCAUUUUCUAACAAUGACUGAAAAACAGGGUUGUCAAAUUCAGCGUCUCAGGAACAUUCGUGUACGGACAGUAAAAGGCCAAGAUUAUCUUUCAAAAACAGGAGCAAAAUUCCAUGGAAAAAUGGAACAGAAAUUUUUGUUAGUUGACUGCCAGAAAGUGAUGUAUGGUUCUUACAGUUACAUGUGGUCAUUUGAAAAAGCUCAUCUCAGCAUGGUUCAGAUAAUCACAGGACACCUUGUAGAGUUAUUUGAUGAAGAAUUUCGAACACUCUAUGCCAGGUCCAGUGUCCCAAGUUGUUUUGCUCAAGAAGAAUCAACGAGGGUGAAGCCGGGCAAAGCCUUAUGGGAGAAUGGCAUUUACCAGCGAUCCAUUUCUUCAUUAGCUUCUGUUUCCAGCCAGAGAAACCUUUUUGGCAGACAAGACCAAAUUCAUAAACUAGAUUCUAGUUACUUCAAAGGCAGAGGGAUAUAUCCCCUAAAUGAACAGGACAAACACGGCAUGAGAAACCAUGGCUACAAGCCUCAUUUUGUUCCAAACUUCAAUGGUCCGAGUGCAAUCCGUCACUUCCAACCCAGUCAGAUCAAUGAAAACUGGAAGAGGCAUAGUUAUGCUGGGGAACAAUCGGAAACAACCCCGUACCUGCUGCUCAACAGAGCUAUGAAUCGGACCAAUAAUGCCCCUGGACGCUGGAGAAGGCCUUCAGAUAGUCUCAGUGUGGCAUCCUCCUUACGGGGAGGACAGGGAAGCCAGCAAAACAUACCUGCUCAGAGUUUUGCUGAUAGGCUCGCCCAGAGAAAAACAACAAAUCUUGCAGAGAGGAAUUCAAAUGUACGCAGGUCAUUUAACGGGACAGAUAAUCAUAUCCGCUUUAUACAACAACGGAUGCCAACUCUGGAGAAUACCACGAAGUCUUUCCUGCGGAGCUGGAGAAUUGAAUCGUACUUAAACGAUAAUUCAGAAGCCCCACCUGAUUCAAAUGGCUCCACCCUGGGUGACAGAUUUGAAGGCUACGACAACCCUGAGACCGUGAAAGCCAAUGCGGUCUAUACUCAUUCAAGGCUCCGCUCCUCCUUUGUGUUUAAACCAACUUUACCGGAACAAAAAGAAGUCAAUAGCUGUACAACUGGCUCCUCAAAUUCCACCAUCAUCGGUUCUCAAGGAAGGGAUACACCCAAGGAGCUCCCAGAGAGCUCCACAAAUGCUCCUCCACCCCUGACAGAAAAGCCCUUGCCGGAAUCAAUCCCCAAGCUCCCAACACAGUCAGAGGAACCAAAAACGCACAGCUUGCGGGUUCCCGAAAAGCAACCGGAAGUCUUAAACCAAAGAACCAACGGCCGAGCGGAACUAAACAACUGUAUUUAUACAAAACUGUGCGUCAAUAAGCCAAUGGAGAACGCAAAAAAUCAGCCAAGCGACAAUCUGCUCAAAAGGCGGAGUUUCCCGUCCUUCGACCACUCAAAAGUCAACUUGGAUCACGGAAAUAGCAAGAAUUAUGUUUAUAGUACCCUUACCAGAAAUCGCAUUCGGCAACCAGAAAAACCCAAGGAGGAUGUGCUGAAGAGUUCUAAGAGCUUGCACAAUGUGACCCACAGCACGGAUGAAGACGACGACGAGGUUACUAAGAGAGACCCUCCAAGUGCCUCUGCCAAGUCUAUUUCCAUCGCUGCUUUGCUGGACGUGAAUAAGGAAGAACCCAACAAAGAACUCAAUUCUAAAAAGGAAGGCAAAGCCUCCCCGAGUUUUCUGAAAAAGGGGUCUCAGAAAUUAAGGUCCUUACUUAGUCUCACCCCAGAGAAGAGAGAGAACCUAGCUAAAAACAAGGCGCCGGCGUUUUACAGAAUGUGUAGUAGCUCCGACACUUUGGUUUCUGAGGGUGAAGAGAAUCAAAAGCCCAAAAAAUCCGAGCCCAAAGGUGACGCAUCUCCUAGAAGAAAGCGUUCCUCUUUGUCGAAUUCUCAAGGCAGCAUCCACAAGAGCAAGGAGGACAUAGCAGUUAGCACAUCUCCGGGAAUAAGUUCCCAAGUAGAGGAAACUAGAAUAGCCCCCUCUCCAAGGCCCGCUGAGAGGAGACUUUCAGAGAGAGCUGGAGACGCCUCUGCCCCAAGAUUUAAUACCGAACAGAUCCAAUACCGUGAUUCCAAGGAGAUCAACGCAGUCAUGACCCCUGCCAGACGGCCAACCUCUUCUCCGGUGCUAAAACCCAGUGAGCUUCUGAGAUCCCAUUCAACCAACCAGCGCGUUUACAGUCGAUUCGAGCCGUUUUGUAAGAUCGAGAGCUCGAUUCAGCCAGCGAGCAGCGUUACACAUGUCAACCGCCCGGAAGUCAAAUCCACAACCAUGGGCAGCUACGGCAGGUCCAGCCCGAUGCUGAAUUAUAAGACUGGUGCUUAUCAAUCCUACUCCCCAAAUGAGAACAAGUUCCGGGGAUUUAUGCAAAAGUUUGGGAACUUCAUACACAAAAACAAGUGAAAUACUUCCAUUUCAAAUUGUAAUUGAAAUAUACAGUGAAUGUGGCUGUACACAUUUGCCCAAAGAACACUCUGCACACUUUUUUAGACCAUGCCAAGAGUGUUCUGUAUGAGAACUGGAGAAAUACAUAACAGUAUACAGAAAAGUUAUUGUUUUGUGCUCAAACCAGUUGCACUUGGUUACUCCACAAAGCGCUAUCCCAGUCAACAUAUUAAAAAUUUUUUAAAUAGCAAUAGAUGGGAUUCAUU